Rhodotorula graminis WP1 is the source of this 1586-nucleotide messenger RNA. RefSeq lists its product as uncharacterized. The record is from RefSeq and is a predicted model, not a curated record. Lineage: Eukaryota; Fungi; Basidiomycota; Microbotryomycetes; Sporidiobolales; Sporidiobolaceae. Gene Ontology annotation, molecular function: oxidoreductase activity. The coding region runs from base 1 to 1494 and encodes 497 amino acids. The transcript has 10 exons.
AUGGCCACCUUCCCGACCAGCAAGGAGGGCUUCAUCUACUCGCCCGAUGCAGGGCUUCAUCCGGGCCUCGCCACCGAGGGAGCCAUUCGCCCGCUCACCUCGUUCGCCUCCGCCUCGUCGGCAAGGCCGUUCGACACGAUCGUGAUCGGCGCUGGCUACGCCGGCCUCACCGCCGCACGCGAUCUCACGCUCGCCGGGCAAAAGGUCCUGCUCCUCGACGCGCGCGACCGUAUCGGCGGCCGCACCUGGACCUCGCAGGUCGACGGGGAGAAGUACGAGAUGGGCGGCACGUGGAUCCACUGGCAGAUGGGCUUCGUCUGGAGGGAGAUUACCCGGUACGGCCUCGAGCGUCGCCUCAAGGUCACACCCAACGCCGAGUUCGCCGACUACGCGUUCAACAAGACGACGUUUAACGGCAAAGUUCUGCAAGAGCCCUUUGUGCCAAACUUCCAGAUGUGCGAGGACGCGUUCAAGCGCUUCGUCGACGUCGACGGUCAAGGAGGCGCGACCGUCAUCGCCGUCCCGACGCAGGUCGUCGCGGGUCAAUUCGUCGACGACAGACUCGUCGACAAGUACGACCGCAUGAGCAUCGCCGACCGCAUCGCCGAGGUGCGCGCCAAGAACAUCUGCUCUGAGCGCGAGCUCGCUUUCCUCGUUCCGUGGUUCGUCCUGAGCUGGGGCGCCCGUCCCGAGAACGCGUCGAUGCUCGAGCUCAUCAAGUGGGCACGUCACGGCGAGAACUCGUUCGCGCUCCUCGCCGACAACCAGUUUGCCGACGGCCAGUCGCACUUCGCCAAGUGCUUCUUCGACGAGGCGCUCGAGACGGGCAACCUCGCCUACUCGCUCGAGACGGUCGUCCGCAAGGUCGUCGACCGCCACGGCUCGGUCGAGGUCGUCACGGACAAGGGCUCGUUCAAGGCGAACAAGGUCGUCAGCACGCUGCCGAGCAACGUCGCCGCCAAGGUCGAGGAGGCCUUCUCGAAGCAGCACGUCGGCCAAGGGCACAAGAUCCACUCGCGCGUUGCCGCGCCGCAGCUGCGCUCGGGCGUCUGGAACGCCUGGAACGAGGACCCGUCCGACCCGGUCGAGCUCGCCGCCGCGUUUGGCGACCAGACGCUCAAGGACGGCACGGUCGCCGUCGUCGCGUUCGGCGGCGGCAACUCGGUCGGGAACCAGCCGAGUUCGGACCCGACCAAGAUCAAGCGCUGGCUCGCGACGGUCGACCCCGAGCUGAGCGAGCACUACCUGAGCUCGGUCUGGCACGAGUGGGUCGCCGACCCGUACGCGCAGGGUCACUGGUGCAUGUACGGCCCGCGCUACUACACCUCGUACUUCAAGGAGCUGCAGAAGCCGCACGGCAACGUCGAGUGGGCCUCGGCGGACUGGGCAGAUGGGUGGAAGAGUUUCAUCGACGGCGCGAUCGAGCAGGGCAGCAAGGCGGCGUACCGCAUCACGCGCGAGUGGCGGAGGCCGCCUCAGCAGGCGCGGUUGUAGACGGUCGCCAGCUCUCGUCCGUCCUCAAGGACAACGUUCGUCAUUCGCUUCUCUCUCUCUCUCUCGCUUGCAUUGGCAUACGUUCGCUGUGA